This is a messenger RNA of Rotaria sp. Silwood1, 1506 nucleotides long. Lineage: Eukaryota; Metazoa; Rotifera; Eurotatoria; Philodinida; Philodinidae. The record is from the annotation of a GenBank genome assembly.
AUGAGUAUGCCUCGUGACUCUCUUGAAGCCAAACGUCAAAUGUUAAGUGAAUGUCGAGCUUAUUAUCGAAAUGAUGCUAUCCAAUUAGCCCAAAUUGAUGAAUUUCAAUGCAAAUAUCAAUCAAAAGAUGCCAUUCGUUGGUACACAAAACCUGGAUUUCUAUUUUGUCUAGUUAAUAAAGCUCUACGUAGUCAAGAUAUUUGGGUUUUUUAUAAAUUUCGUUAUUUUAUUAUUGAUUUAUGCUGUUGUUUGGAGCAAGUUUCCAGUUCACAAUCUUUUUCAUCGAUUCGUCUUUAUCGUGGAACAAAACUCAAUCGAGACGAACUUGAACAACUUCAAGUUGGUUGUCUUAUAUCAACGAAUGGAUUUUUUUCAUGUUCAUCUGAUCGUAAUGUAGCCGAAAUGUUUAUUGGUAUUGAUCUUAUGACUGAUAGAUCAUCAAGUCACAAUCGAGAUGCAUGGCAACAAUUCGUAUUAUUUAUUAUCGAUGUCGAUCGUAGAAUAUCCACGAAUACUGUUGUAGCAGAUGUUAGUCAUGAAAGUGAUAUACCAGAUGAAAACGAAAUGAUUUUUAACUUCGGAUCGACCUUCAUUAUCAAUGAUAUAUGUUUCGAUAAUGAUAAAUGCAUAUGGUUGAUUCAAAUGAGUUCAUCUUCGGACAAUGCUCGAAUCAAUGAUGGAUACGAGAAAUAUACUCGUAUACGUCUUCAACACAUUAAUCCAACUAUCAUGUUUGGUCAUGUCUUAUGUUUUAUUGGCCGUGAUUUUAGUCAAUCGAUGAAUUAUUUUCACCGUUUACUGAGAACAUUACCCAUUGAUCAUAUCGAACGACCGAAUAUUUAUUAUAAUUUAGGUCGCAUUUAUCGAUAUAUAGAGAAAUUCGACAAAUCUCUCAAUUGUUUUCGUUGCGCUCGAUUACUCGUUCGUCGUCUAUUACCAGAGAGAAUGUUUGAUUAUUGUCGUAUUUUGGGUGGAAUGGGUACUGUGUAUUCACACUUGGGAGAUACGGAAUUGGCAUUAAAAUUGCUUAGACAAGUUUUAGUACUUCAGAAGAAAUCAUUCCCGGAAAACCAUACAGAAAUGGCAUUUCAUUUGAAACGCCUAGGUCAUGCUUAUUUCAAAGCCAAACAAUAUAGCCAUGCAUUUUCGAUUCUUACUAGUGCUUCGAAAUUUUUCCAGACGAAAAUGCAUAUUGACCACCAAGAAUACGCUCGGACUUUGCAUACAAUGGGUUUAGUACAUCGUGCUCUGGGUGACGAUAAAAAAGCAUUAAUCUAUUUUCAACAAGCAUUGCAAAAACAACAUUCAUUACUUGCUAAAGAUAAUCCUUAUCUGGCAUCUACUUAUUAUCAACUUAGUCUCAUACAUAACGACCGUAGUGAAUCUGAAAUUGCACUAGAUUACGUUAAAAAAUCCUUAAGUAUACAAUUGAUCAAAUUGCCACAUAAUCAUUCCGAACUGAAACUAUCAAGGGAACUUUUGCAACGCCUUCAGCAAUCCCAAUAA